AUUACCUAUUUGACCACAUAACCAGAAUCCAAAACAGAAACAACUACCAAGCACUUGAUUGAUGGUAUGAUGUGUAAAUGAAACUCAAAGAAAGCUCAAAGAAAACAACAAGACAAAGUCACAAGUUCACAACUGUUCAAGUCAAAUACAUAACCAACACUUUUGAUGACAUAAAUAAAUAGCAAGCACUGGAAGUUGAAGUUGAAGAUGAAGAAGGAGCAGCAAUUCUGUUAUGACCACAGGAGGACUACAACAUAGUCACUAUAAACGACGUUGUUCUCCACCGCCAUGAGGUUUCUGUCAUGGUUGUGCCCCUGCUUGGAUAAGAGGAGAGGCGCGGCUGAUGAAGAAGAAGGUGAUACCAUUGAUGGAGAUGACUCUUUCAACCUCAUCUUCGGCCUCCACACUCUCCAGCUCGCCACCAAUUUCUUCUCUGAUCUCAACCAGCUUGGCCAUGGAGGGUUUGGUCCAGUUUUCAAGGGAUUGAUGCCAAAUGGUCAAGAAGUGGCUGUUAAGAAGCUGUCAUUGGAUUCUAGACAAGGAGUUAAAGAAUUUACCAAUGAAGUCAAGCUACUACUCAGACUUCAGCACAAGAACUUGGUUAUGUUACUGGGUUGCUGUGUAGAAGGACCUGAAAAGAUGCUUGUCUAUGAGUAUCUCCCAAACAAAAGCCUUGACCACUUUCUAUUUGAUAAAAAGAGGUCAUUGGACUGGGCAACACGAUUCAGAAUUAUAACAGGUGUGGCAAGAGGACUUCUCUACCUGCAUGAAGAGGCUCCGGAAAGAAUAAUUCAUAGAGACAUUAAAGCUAGUAACAUAUUGCUGGAUGAGAAAUUAAGUCCGAAAAUUGCAGACUUUGGCUUGGCUAGGCUGUUUCCUGGGGAGGACACUCAUUUGCAGACAUUUAAGAUUUCUGGUACACACGGCUACAUGGCUCCUGAGUAUGCGAUGCGUGGAUAUCUGUCUGUAAAGGCAGAUGUUUUCAGUUUUGGAAUUCUGGUGUUGGAAAUAGUUAGUGGGAGAAAAAACCAUGACGUGAAGCUUGGUUCAGAAAAGGCAGACCUCUUGAACUAUGCAUGGAUGCUUUUUCAAGCUGGGAAGAUUAUGGAUACAAUUGACCCAACCCUUAUUAAAAAAUACAAUGGUGAUGAGGCAGCAAUGUGCAUUCAGCUGGGUCUGUUGUGCUGUCAAGCGAGUAUAAGCGAGAGACCUGACAUGAACUCUGUUCAUCUCAUGCUUUCAAGUGAUUCCUUCACCUUGCCAAAACCAGGUAAACCAGGAAUUCAAGGUCGUGUAGGACAUUGGACUACAACUACCACUUCUGCAUUUUCCAAUACUAAUGCUAGUACUGCAACCCGGGUCUCAGGAGGUAGUAGCUAUGUAGAGGAUUACUCGAGAAACUCUAUUUCUACUUCUUCUUUUGAUGAAGGCAGAUGACCUACAUUCAUUGUAUAAAAUUGUAACCAGUUCUCUAUUUAUUUAAGGGUAUUCUUUCUGUAAAGUCAUAUUUUGUACUAGUACAUAAAUUGUUUGAUGUACAUGAUAUGUGGAUUGAAGCUUUUUUACAUGAUGUUUGGAACUA
Lotus japonicus is the source of this 1582-nucleotide messenger RNA. RefSeq names its product cysteine-rich receptor-like protein kinase 43. The record is from RefSeq and is a predicted model, not a curated record. The transcript has 5 exons. Lineage: Eukaryota; Viridiplantae; Streptophyta; Magnoliopsida; Fabales; Fabaceae. Gene Ontology annotation, biological process: protein phosphorylation. Gene Ontology annotation, molecular function: ATP binding; protein kinase activity. Bases 289 to 1437 code for a protein of 382 amino acids.